Molecule: messenger RNA, 1744 nt
Organism: Telopea speciosissima
Lineage: Eukaryota; Viridiplantae; Streptophyta; Magnoliopsida; Proteales; Proteaceae
Product: L-ascorbate oxidase homolog
Exons: 4
Coding region: 33-1697 (554 amino acids)
Molecular function (GO): copper ion binding; oxidoreductase activity
Source: RefSeq, a predicted model, not a curated record
AGAAAGAAUGAGGAAAGUGAAAUAGGAGGGAGAUGGCGCAGGUGGUAACAAGGUCAGUGGGUGCGUUGUUGUUGUUGUGCUGCCUCUGGGCAGUGAGCCUAGUUCAGGCCGAGGAUCCCUACUUCUACUUCACAUGGAACGUGACCUAUGGCACCAUCUCCCCUCUCGGCGUACCACAACAGGUCAUUAUGAUCAACGAUCAGUUCCCCGGUCCCAACAUCAACUCCACGUCCAACAACAACAUCGUCGUCAAUGUCUUCAAUAACCUCGAUGAGCCAUUCCUCUUCCAUUGGAAUGGUAUCCAACAGAGGAAGAACUCUUGGCAAGAGGGAAUGCCCGGCACCAACUGCCCCAUCCUACCAGGGACCAACUUCACUUACCACUUCCAAGUGAAGGACCAGAUCGGUAGCUACUUCUACUACCCAUCACUCGGCAUGCACAGGGCCGCUGGUGCCUUCGGAGGCCUUCGGGUCAACAGCCGUUUGCUCAUCCCCGUCCCUUACCUUGAUCCAGAAGAUGACUACACCGUAUUGAUCGGCGAUUGGUAUACCAAGAGCCACACCGCCCUCAGGAAGGUGCUAGACAGCGGUCGUUCCAUCGGCAAGCCCAAUGGCGUCCUCAUGAAUGGCAAGAACAAGGCCGACAAUGAUUCCCCACUCUUCACCAUGAAGCCCGACAAGACCUACAAGUACAGGAUCUGUAACGUCGGUUUAAAGACCUCUCUCAACUUCAGGAUCCAAGGCCACACCUUGAAGCUGAUUGAGCUAGAGGGUUCCCACACUGUACAGAACGUUUACGAGUCCCUGGACGUGCACGUCGGUCAGUGCUAUUCGGUGCUUGUGACUGCCAACCAGGAGCCUAAGGACUACGUGAUGGUGGCUUCCACUCGCUUCACCAAGUACACCCUCACCGCCACAGGCCUCAUCCGCUACACCAACAGCAAGGGUCCCGCCUCUCCCGAGCUCCCCAAGGCACCACUUGGCUGGGCCUGGUCCUUGAAUCAGUUCCGCACCUUCCGUUGGAACCUCACCGCCAGUGCCGCCCGCCCCAACCCACAGGGCUCAUAUCACUACGGAAAAAUCAACAUCACCCGCACCAUCAAGCUUGUCAACACUGUCUCCACAGUCGACGGCAAGCUCCGCUACGCCAUCAAUGGCAUCUCCCACGUCGACCCAACUACCCCACCCAAGCUCGCUGAGUACUACAGCGUCGCCGACAAGGUGUUUGAGUACAAUCUGGUCAAGGAUGAGCUUGCCGAGGUGGAUGAGCAGAAAGUCACCCUCGCACCUAGCAUCAUCAACGCCACCUUCCGCAACUACAUUGAGAUCAUCCUCGAGAACCACGAGAGGGGCAUCCAGACAUGGCACUUGAAUGGUUACUCCUUUUUCGCCGUAGCUGUCGAGCCAGGCAAGUGGAGCCCAGAGAAGAGGAAGAACUACAACCUGCUUGAUGCUCUCAGCCGCAACACCAUCCAGGUUUAUCCCUACUCCUGGGCCGCCAUCAUGCUCACCUUCGACAACGCAGGCCUCUGGAGCCUCAGGUCUACCAUGGCGGAAAGGAACUACCUUGGACAACAGCUCUACAUCAGUGUCCUCUCCCCUGCCCGCUCCCUCAGGGACGAAUACAACCUCCCCGACAACUCCUUGCUCUGUGGCAUUGUCAAGGAAAUGCCCAAGCCCCCUCCUUACAGUGCCUAAUUCUUCUUCUAUUUCUGUUAUCCACCUACGUUUAACCCAUUUCUUAU